Messenger RNA from Colletotrichum destructivum, 1056 nucleotides. RefSeq lists its product as uncharacterized. The record is from RefSeq and is a predicted model, not a curated record. Bases 1 to 1056 code for a protein of 351 amino acids. The transcript has 6 exons. Lineage: Eukaryota; Fungi; Ascomycota; Sordariomycetes; Glomerellales; Glomerellaceae.
AUGAACGCCUCCGUCACCACCCCGUUGCUUCAUGGACACGCCGACCUCGACGAUGUCCGCGGUUUGCCAACACCCGCCUCUUACGGCCAGAUACAAGACCAUCCUGCUUUUCUUCGGGCAUGUCAUUCACCAUGGCGAUGUUUCCCCCAGAACCUCCUGUGUUGGGUUCGAGGUGGUGUCGUUGCCUACCUAACGGCAGUCGGCGCUAUGGUGCUGGACUACAAGCUGCGCCAAGAGUCUGCGUACUCAAACUGGCGCGUCGUCUUUGACUUCUCCGUCGUCACUUUUUCCCUGCUCUUGGCCUACCACGCGGUUGUCCUGGGGUGGACGUACACUCAUCUCUACCAUCCGCACAUCGAGGAAACUCGCACUGGCUGGGAAUACUGGGCGCUGAGGGUAUUGUCGCUGCCUGAUGACAUGGCCAGCCUCCGCAAACAAUUCUACUUCACCUUGUUCUAUACCGUCGCAACUGUUUUCACCUUCAUGAACACCGUCAUCUACUGGUUCGUGACACUGGAACACGAUGACAAGGGAAAUGGCGAGCCGCCCCAGCCCCAGCCAUCUGGAGACUCGGCUGUGCCUUACAUGAUCAGGGACUCCUUGGGGUACGAAUGGACUCGCUUGGAGGAUGCUCACAAGAACGGGCCGCACGAACCCUUCACGGAGAUCUUUGGCAAGGGCUGGUUCAAGGCCUUUGUCAUUCUCAACCUGUUCGGCGUGACAUCGAUCAUCUCUCUUUUUGAGAUCUUCUAUCUCAACAGCAUCAAGCGCCCCUUUGCGGUCGGAGCACAUACUUUGGGCGUCAUCUUCUUCGCGGGUCUCUAUCUCGGUUGGGCAGCCAUCGGCAAGCUCGAGACUGGUGCCGAUGCCUUUUACUGGCUGAACGAGAAGGAGGUCGGAUCCCGUGAGGCCGUGGUGGCGUCGUCGAUUGGAUUCGUCAUCCUCGCUCCCAUCAUGUACGCAUUCUUGUACGGUCUCGUUGGUAUGCGCGAGAACAUUACCCGAGCUGCCCACACGAGACGGGUUGCCGCCGCUGCCGCGGUAGCGGGCCAGUGA